CCCCUCUGGACAUCGGGACAGAAUCGACCUGGGAAAUAGAAGUCGUGGCUCACAUCCGCCCGGCCGCAGACACGGGGGUGCUGUUUGCGCUCUGGGUCCCCGACCUCCGUGCCGUGCCUCUCUCUGUGGCCCUGGUAGACUAUCACUCCACAAAGAAGCUCAAGAAGCAGCUGGUGGUCCUGGCCGUGGAGCACGUGGCCUUGGCCCUAAUGGAGAUCAAGGUCUGCGAUGGUCAAGAGCACAUGGUCACUGUCUCGCUGAGGGAGGGUGAGGCCACCCUGGAGGUGGACGGCACCAGGGGCCAGAGCGAGGUGAGCGCCGCGCAGCUGCAGGAGAGGCUGGCCGUGCUCGAGAAGCACCUGCGGAGCCCCGUGCUUACCUUUGCCGGCGGCCUGCCAGAUGUGCCAGCGACUUCAGCGCCAGUCACCGCCUUCUACCGCGGCUGCAUGACACUGGAGGUCAACCGGAGGCUGCUGGACCUGGACGAGGCGGCGUACAAGCACAGUGACAUCACCGCCCACUCCUGCCCGCCCGUGGAGCCCGCCGCAGCCUAGGCCCCCAUGGGACGCAGCAGGCUCCUCAGCCUCUGUCCGAAACAGCAGGGAGGAGCACGGGGGCUCCUCACCACGUGGGGCCACCUGAGAGCUGGGCUUUCCUUUGUGACCGUCUUGGCCUGUAACAUAUCUGUAAAUAGUGAGAUGGACGUGGGGCCUCUGACGCCGCGCACUCAGCCGCAGGCCCGGGCACGGGGAGGCCGGCGCAGGGCAGAGCGGGUUCGAAGAAAAUAAUUCUCUAUUAUUUUUAUUACCAAGCGCUUCUUUCUGACUCUAAAAUAUGGAAAAUAAAAUAUUUACAGAAAGCUUUGUAA
Chlorocebus sabaeus (green monkey) is the source of this 868-nucleotide messenger RNA. NCBI's taxonomy places the organism in Eukaryota, Metazoa, Chordata, Mammalia, Primates, Cercopithecidae. The record is from RefSeq and is a predicted model, not a curated record.